Oryza sativa Japonica Group (Japanese rice) is the source of this 1484-nucleotide messenger RNA. RefSeq names its product fructose-bisphosphate aldolase 6, cytosolic. Gene Ontology annotation, biological process: glycolytic process; fructose 1,6-bisphosphate metabolic process. The record is from RefSeq and is a predicted model, not a curated record. Lineage: Eukaryota; Viridiplantae; Streptophyta; Magnoliopsida; Poales; Poaceae. Gene Ontology annotation, cellular component: cytosol. Gene Ontology annotation, molecular function: fructose-bisphosphate aldolase activity.
ACCCAACAUUCCGACACCUCCAGCUUCAGAGCUCCGAGCUGUUUAAAUAGGCCACAACGCCACAAGAAUUUUCUCCAUCCCAUUCCCGCCAUCUCUGCAUCUUCUUCUUCUUCCUCUUCCUUCUGAUCACCUCUCCUCCAAGAAGCUUUCGUUUCUCUCAUCUGUCAAUCAUGUCGGCCUACUGCGGCAAGUACAAGGAUGAGUUGAUCAGGAACGCGGCGUACAUUGGGACGCCGGGGAAGGGCAUCCUCGCCGCCGACGAGUCGACGGGCACGAUCGGGAAGCGGCUGGCGAGCAUCGGCGUGGAGAAUGUCGAGGAGAACCGCCGCGCGCUCCGGGAGCUCCUGUUCACGGCGCCCGGCGCGCUGGACUGCCUCAGCGGCGUCAUCCUGUUCGAGGAGACGCUCUACCAGAGCACCCGCGACGGGACGCCGUUCGUCGACGUGCUCGCCGCCGCCGGCGUUCUGGCCGGGAUCAAGGUCGACAAGGGCACCGUCGAGCUCGCCGGCACCGACCGCGAGACGACGACACAGGGGCACGACGGCCUCGGCGAGCGCUGCAGGCGGUACUACGCCGCCGGCGCGCGGUUCGCCAAGUGGCGCGCCGUGCUCAGCAUCGGCAGGGCGUCGUCCAGGCCGUCGCAGCUCGCCGUCGACGCCAACGCGCAGGGCCUCGCGCGGUACGCCAUCAUCUGCCAGGAGAACGGGCUGGUCCCCAUCGUCGAGCCGGAGAUCCUCGUCGACGGCGAGCACGGCAUCGAGGCUUGCGCCGAGGUGACGGAGCGCGUCCUCGCCGCGUGCUACAAGGCGCUGAGCGACCACCACGUCCUCCUCGAGGGCACCCUCCUCAAGCCCAACAUGGUGACGCCGGGCUCCGACGCCGCCAGGGCGCCGCCGGAGGUGGUCGCCGAGCACACCGUCCGCGCGCUCCUCCGCACCGUGCCGCCGGCGGUGCCGGCCAUCGUGUUCCUGUCCGGCGGGCAGAGCGAGGAGGAGGCGACGAGGAACCUGAACGCCAUGAACCAGGUGGCGAGCAGGGGCAAGAAGCCAUGGUCGCUGACCUUCUCCUUCGGCCGCGCGCUGCAGCAGAGCACGCUCAAGGCGUGGGCCGGCAAGGCGGAGAACGUCGGCAAGGCGCAGGCGGCGCUGCUCGCCCGCUGCAGGGCCAACUCCCAGGCGACGCUCGGCGCGUACGCCGGCGACGCCGCCGCCGGCGAGGGCGUCUCCGAGAACCUCCACGUCAAGGACUACAAGUACUGAGGCUUUAUGACGAAUUGAUAUUUUUGUUUUAUAAUGUAGUGUAACAAUAAGCUGCGAUUGCUUCUAUGCUCUCGCAAUGUCGCGUAUUUGAUUUUGAUUUUUGCUUGGUCUUGUUUAGCGAGUGUUUUGUUUUGGUUCUGAAUUUUGAAAUGAAUUCAAAGUGAUUUUGUCUGCUGUUUAACAGUGAAUUAAAAAGUGGAGUACUACCUGAUGAUUCCAGGACAA